GGCCCGCCCGGCCGCGCAGGCCCGGAGGAGGCCCUGGACCGGCCCGGCUCGGCUCGGCUCGGCUCGGCUCGGCGGGGCCAUGGCGAGCCGGGGCUGCGGGCUGCUGCGGCUGCUGCUGGGCGCCGCUCUGCCGCUGCUGCGCUCCGCCGAGGCGGCCGCCGUCAGCCCCGAGCGGAGCCUGGCGUGGGGCCCCGGGCUGGAAGCGAGGCUCGCCCUGCCCGUGCGCUACUUCCACGUCCAGGCGGUCAGCGCGGCCGGACACAACUUCACCCGCUCGCCCCCAGGACGAACACAGUUUAAAGUGGUAAUUAAAGCACUUUCUCCAAAAGAGAUCACCAGAAUUCAUACUCCUCUCCCUUUGGAUAGAAACGACGGCACAUUUCUUAUGCGGUAUCGGAUGUAUGGCAGUGUCAAAAAAGGGCUAAAAAUUGAGAUACUUUAUGGUGAUAAGCAUGUGGCUCGAUCUCCUUAUAUUUUGAAAGGACCAGUUUAUCAUGAAUAUUGUGACUGUCCUGAAGAAGACCCUGAGGUCUGGCAGAACACUCUCUCUUGUCCAUCCCAAGAACCUCAGAUUACAAAGGACUUCCUUUCCUUUCCCACCAUUGACCUUCAGCGAAUGCUUAAAGAAAUCCCAUCAAAGUUCAGUCAAACAAGAGGUGCUAUCGUACAUUACACUAUUCUCAAUAAUCGCAUCUACCGUCGUUCCUUAGGGAAGUACACAGACUUCAAAAUGUUCUCUGAUGAAAUGUUACUGUCACUAGCAAGAAAGGUUCAUCUUCCAGAUGUGGAGUUUUAUCUUAAUGUUGGAGAUUGGCCAGUUGAGUAUCGAAAAGUUAAUGAUACACCUGGUCCUAUACCUAUAAUUUCAUGGUGUGGCUCUGUGGAUUCAAGAGACAUCGUCCUUCCAACGUAUGAUGUAACCCAUUCAACUCUUGAAACCCUACGUGGUGUCACAAAUGAUCUCCUUUCUAUUCAGGGAAAUACAGGCCCAUUCUGGGAAAACAAAACUGAGCAAGCUCUAUUUAGAGGUCGAGACAGCAGAGAAGAACGUCUCUAUCUUGUCAAGUUAUCCAGGAAAAAUCCAGAACUACUUGAUGCUGGAAUAACAGGAUAUUUCUUCUUCAGAGAAAAAGAGAAAGAGCUGGGAAAGGUUCCGCUGAUGGGCUUCUUUGACUUCUUUAAGUACAAAUACCAAGUGAAUGUUGAUGGGACCGUAGCAGCUUACAGGUUUCCAUACCUCAUGCUGGGUGACAGCCUAGUACUGAAGCAAGAUUCCCAGUACUAUGAACAUUUUUAUUCUGUAUUAAAACCAUGGAAACAUUAUGUUCCAGUUAAGAGAAGCUUGGAAGACUUGCUAGAAAAAAUAAAAUGGGCUAAGGAAAAUGAUGAAGAAGCACAAAAAAUUGCUAGAGAAGGACAGUUAAUGGCAAGAGAAUUACUUCAACCUCACAGGCUUUACUGCUACUAUUACAAAGUGCUCCAGAAAUAUGCCGAACGCCAAGCCAGCAAACCUGAAAUACGGGAUGGAAUGGAUCUUGUACCUCAGCCUGAUGACAGAGACUCAGUAUGCAGCUGCCACAGGAAAAAGCCUUUAAGGGAAGAUCUAUAACUGUACCGGAUGGAGAAAAUCACCCUCUUACAAUGCAAGAAUUUAAAUAGGAUUUAAGCUGUGAAACCUAAGACACUUAUGCACUAGCAGACAUUCUUAGUUAUGCAUCCUUAUUGUAUUUACAUAUCCUUUUUCACACUGACUCUGAUGUGCAACGUCGGUUCCCACAGUUUUGUCUCCGUGACCACCACCAGACAGAUGCUGAGCCUGUACUGGGGAGCAUUUGGGGCAUUGGUUGGAUGUACCGCAUCACCAGGAAGACGAGUGCAGUGCUGCGCAUGUUCCUGCUGGGAUCCAGUUCCCCAGAGUUUUAUGAGGAACCAGUCACCCACAAGAUCUUCCAUGAGUCAGGGCAAGUUAUUCUAAAGGAGCAUUUGCAACAUACUAAAACAGUGUUAUGAUUUCUUCAUAAAGUUUACCUCAGUGUGA
Messenger RNA from Cygnus atratus (black swan), 2038 nucleotides. It is a transcript of the gene POGLUT3, whose product is annotated as protein O-glucosyltransferase 3. The coding region runs from base 80 to 1609 and encodes 509 amino acids. The transcript is spliced from 8 exons. Lineage: Eukaryota; Metazoa; Chordata; Aves; Anseriformes; Anatidae. Gene Ontology annotation, molecular function: protein binding; glucosyltransferase activity. Gene Ontology annotation, cellular component: endomembrane system. The record is from RefSeq and is a predicted model, not a curated record.